AAUUAUUUUAGUUCUUGGUUGCAAUCCUGGAGGCAGUGUUUGAACUAGUUACGUAGGUACAGUAGAUAAUUGAGCCACCUUCGAGGAAUUUACAGCUUCAGACGAGUAGAGUUUGCAGGUUCUCUCUUGCUCAACCAUUAUGCUGAUUUGUGGCCGCCUGGCUUGGCACAGAUCUCCAUACUGUGUCACUUACAGCUUCAGACGAGUAGAGUUUGCAGGUUCUCUCUUGCUCAACCAUUAUGCUGAUUUGUGGCCGCCUGGCUUGGCACAGAUCUCCAUACUGUGUCACUUUGGGUGAAUAUUAUCUCACGUUUACAGCUUUAGUAUUUCCUUGACUCGUGCAGACUUAUGUUUCUCUUCGUACGAGGCCUUGUUGGAUUGCUACUGUAUGACAUUAUAUAGGCGAGUCAGAAGUUCAUGAAGCUUGCAGCAGAAUGAGAUUUUUCAAUAGAUCAAGGGAUGCAGAUAAUCGCAAAUAUGAGUACAACGAGAGAAUGGAAGUUGCAAAGCUUGGUCGAAAGCAAUCCCGUGGAAGUAUACACGCCACGAAUGCUGAUACAGUGAAUCCACCGCCUACAAAUCAGGCCUCCAAAGAACGUGUCCACUCAACAUGCGCUGAAAUGGUUCCUGACCGCAAGAUGGAGAAUGACACCUCUAUUUUUGAUUCUUACAGAACUUGUCGCAACUUGUGGGCCAAAACACUUUUCUGUUGGGCUACAUCUCCAAGUCACUGCCACAAUCUCCUGAAAAUUCUGCACAACGGGGAUCAGCAAUUUUUGAAUCGGAUACUUUCGGCACUGAGAUCAUUGCGUUCAGAUCUUGUUAAUGAAAUCACGAACGACGUCAAUGGAUGCCAUCUCGUUCGAAAACUGGUCGAGGUCGGGAAUGAGGAUCAAUGUCUGACUGUUUUGAAGGUUCUUACGCGGAAACGCCUCCAACUCAUAAAUAUAGGUUCUACCUCGAGGGGAAAGAUAGUGGUGCAGAAAAUGUUAAAGUUGUAUAAUAGCUUCCCUGAGCAUAGAACUAUCCUUUUAAGGAGUCUAGAGCAAGAUCCAUUGAAGCUUGCCGUUGAUCGAGACGGCCAAUCAGUCAUAUUAAAGUGCUUGAGAUACCUCAGCUCUGACUACUGUGAGUUCAUCUUUGAAACCCUGGUGAAUCACUUAAUGCAAAUUGUUCAGAAAAAUACAUCGCAUGACGGUUUUGGUGGAGUACUUUUGGUACGGCAGUGCUUUCAAGUGGCGCCUGAUGCAUAUCAAAAACUUUUGGUAGACAAAAUUACAGAUCAUGCUCUUGCCUUAACUAAAGAUCCAGUUGGGCACUAUCUUAUAUUAGACUUGUUGAACAGCUCAAAAUGGAUCGAAGCUUCACGAAGGUUAGUGAGAAAGCUACAACGGCAUUUUUCUGAUCUUGCCAUGCAACAUUUUUCCAGUAAAGUGGUGCACCAAUGUUUGAUUAAAUCUUCCAGCAUCGACAUUGGCAUGAGUUUGGAUUGCAUUGUCCGAGAGUUGAUUAGAAGUCCUCUCUUUCCUCAAAUGCCUCUGAAUAUACAUGCCCAAUCUGUGAUAAAGUCUGCAUGUGCUCUCUCAGAAGGGAAGUUGCUGGAAGAUUUGAAUGAAGCAAUUAGACAUGGAAACUGAAAAGGCAUAAGUUUCCAUUGCACUUAUUUGAGUAACCAUGUCGCAUGAUAGAAUAGUUAUUUGUAGAUCUAAUACUUUGCAAUUGUUAUAUUCUUGUUCAUGAUAUUCUUGAUAGAAUGUUAGGCAUACGUAGAAAACUUUCGUCUAGACAUUAGGCUUCGAUACUCUAAUCGAGUCCUAGGGAGUAUUUUAUAGACCUUCAGACGACAAAAAGGCAUUUACUUGUGACUGAACAAGAAUUCGAUUACUACUGAGAAAGAAGGGUUAUGGUCCAACUUUUGCUGCAAGGUGGAAGAUGAAUGUAAGAUUGUUUGGAUAAGUUUUUUUCUCUAGGAGCUCAAAAGGCACAAGAAUGCAACGAUGAUUAGCACUUUACUUCGAGUUCCAUUCUCAUGUACUUCCAUGUUCAAAGGCAAGCUCAAACAGGAUGCAACUUGAGGCCUGUCAGAUGGAAGUUGUUGACAGUUUUCUUCACCUUCGACGUUUUCGCUGCCAACUUUUCUAAACAAUCUCAACAUUGUAAGAUCCAACCGAGCAAACUUUUAAGGAAAAUAAGGUUUCCUAUUCAGUGUAAGUGGACUGUGCUUUUGAUCUAUUGGC
Molecule: messenger RNA, 2237 nt
Organism: Marchantia polymorpha subsp. ruderalis
Lineage: Eukaryota; Viridiplantae; Streptophyta; Marchantiopsida; Marchantiales; Marchantiaceae
Source: the annotation of a GenBank genome assembly